AUGAAUAAUUCAGUUAUAUUUGUAAUUAACUGUCUGCUGAUAGCGAGCAGUGUGCGGGCAGCCAUUGAGGAUUUUAUGAUAGAAGUCGAACCAGAAGCGAAUAUGGUACUGGGCGAGCCCAAUAAUGAAUUAGGCUGGGGCUGUCCAGCGGAUGUGGACCAGCAGCCGCAGAUGUCCUUACAAGAUAUGGAAUAUGAUGAAAAUGUUGAUCCACAGCUGCUGCUCAGAGCGCUCAUGCAGCAUGCCCAAAGUCUGGGCAUUAAUCUGGAGCAAUUGGGCAAGUACAAAGUUCAAUCUAAUCUUGGAGAGGAUGACUUAUUUGCCACCGCCCCGGAGGCUGGCUGUAGUCCAACCAAUUCGCUUAGCUAUCGGGAGCAGCCCAGCUGGUAUGAUGUCUUCUUCAACUAG
Molecule: messenger RNA, 408 nt
Organism: Drosophila grimshawi
Lineage: Eukaryota; Metazoa; Arthropoda; Insecta; Diptera; Drosophilidae
Exons: 3
Coding region: 1-408 (135 amino acids)
Source: RefSeq, a predicted model, not a curated record